AUGCAUUUAUUCAUCUUUUAUGAAGUUUUUAUUUUUUCCAUAUUUUUCCAAUGUAUAUAUAACUACAAGCUUACACAAAAUAAUCCUUUCUCUGAAAGAAACCCCUUUGAUAAGUAUGGAAGAGAUAUAGGUCUACUCCAUGAGGUGCACAAUGCAAAAAAGAUAAGAAGCAAAAGAAAUUUUCAAUUCAGCAUGGUGAAGAAAUUUACACACGCAAGGGAUCCGAAUGAUCCCCAGGAGUACCUAAAGGAUAUUCCAUACAAGGAUGAGCUAGACCGAAUACAAAUACGAGGGAAAAAAAUUGAAAUGAAAUCCAUAUUUUCACCAAAUGGAAAAUUAAUUCCAGCCACUCUAAUUGAAAUAAUGCCAAAUGUGAUAUACCGAUUUCUGGAUUUUGGAAAAGUGGGUAUAGCUUAUGGAAAACCACUCGAAGAAAGUAGAUGGAUAUUGAAACCAGAAGUAGGUCAGAUUGCAAAGAUUGGUUGUAAUUAUAAAAAUACCUGCAGCUUAACGUUAACCCCUCCACAAAAUUUUGUUCUAGGCCAAAUUAUAGAUGUGUCUUAUUUGUACAAUUAUAAAUAUGUAAAUGUUAGGGGGUUGUCAAAAGGGAAAGGAUUUUGUGGGGUCAUUAAAAGAUGGGGAUUUCAUCGAGGUCCCAUGACACAUGGAAGUUCACAUCACCGUAAACCGGGGUCUAUCGGAGCUUCUACACAUAUCGGACGAGUUCUGAAGGGCAAGAAAAUGCCUGGAAAGCAUGGAAAUAAAUUUAGGACUAUGAUAAAUUUAAAAUUAUUAGGUUUAAAUUUGGAGAGAAAUGAAAUAUUAGUAAGUGGCUGUAUUCCAGGGAACAGAAAUUCUUAUGUAACUGUUACAGCAACAAGAGAAAAUAAAGUUGACAAAUAUAAAUACAUACUUGAUAUGUUAUAUGAACAGGAAAAAAAUAUCAAAUAA
Plasmodium gonderi is the source of this 951-nucleotide messenger RNA. Its product is annotated as 50S ribosomal protein L3, apicoplast. Bases 1 to 951 code for a protein of 316 amino acids. Lineage: Eukaryota; Apicomplexa; Aconoidasida; Haemosporida; Plasmodiidae. Gene Ontology annotation, cellular component: ribosome. The record is from RefSeq and is a predicted model, not a curated record. Gene Ontology annotation, molecular function: structural constituent of ribosome. The transcript is spliced from 5 exons. Gene Ontology annotation, biological process: translation.